This is a messenger RNA of Pundamilia nyererei, 5588 nucleotides long. Its product is annotated as rapamycin-insensitive companion of mTOR. Gene Ontology annotation, cellular component: TORC2 complex. The record is from RefSeq and is a predicted model, not a curated record. Lineage: Eukaryota; Metazoa; Chordata; Actinopteri; Cichliformes; Cichlidae. Gene Ontology annotation, biological process: TORC2 signaling; positive regulation of phosphatidylinositol 3-kinase/protein kinase B signal transduction. Gene Ontology annotation, molecular function: protein serine/threonine kinase activator activity. The transcript has 38 exons. Bases 25 to 5328 code for a protein of 1767 amino acids.
GGUGUUGUGUAUGUUCCUGGAAACAUGGCGGCCAGCUUCCGCGGCCGUCCUAUCCGGAGUCUUCGGAUGCGAGGUCGGAAUGACAGCGGGGAGGAGAACGUACCGCUGGAUCUGAGCAGAGAACCAUCAGAAAACUUCCGUGAAAUCCUUCAAAAUGUGGCCAAACCGCACGGAGUCAGUAACAUGCGAAAACUGGGCCACCUGAACAACUUCAUAAAGCUGCUGUGCAGCAUUGGCCACCGUGAGGAAAAUUUUGGGUUUACAUAUGAAGAAAUCAUCAUUUGUCUGCGACUAGCUCUCCUUAAUGAAGCUAAAGAAGUGCGUGCUGCGGGGUUGCGGGCGCUUCGCUACCUCAUCAGAGAUACCAGCGUACUGCAGAAGGUCCUCAGACUACAGGUGGAUUACUUGAUAGCCAGAUGCAUUGACAUCCAGCAGAGUAAUGAGGGUGAGAGGACUCAGGCUCUACGACUUGUCCGAAAGAUCAUCACUGUCAAUGCAAUGCUCUUCCCCACGUCUAUUGCAAACUCUUUAAUUGCUGUGGGGACCGACGGCCUGCAGGAGAGAGACCGCAUGGUGCGCGCCGCCAUCGCCAUCGUUUGCGAGCUAGCCCUGAAGAACCCAGAGGUGGUGGCCAAACGGGGAGGCCUCAGCACCAUCCUUAAGAGUGUGAUAGACUGUCAACUAAGUCGCAUCAACGAAGCACUUAUCACCACUAUCCUCCACUUACUCAACCACCCACGCACCCGCCAGUAUGUGCGUGUUGACGUCGAGUUGGAGCAAAUCCUCGCGCCUUUCACUGAUUUUCACUACCGUCACAACGCAGACACGGCUGAGGGGCAACUCAAGGAAGACAGAGAAGCCCGUUUUUUGUCCAGCCGAAUGGCUAUAGUGGCUGCUUUCCGCUCCUGGUCUGGAAUUAUCAACCUAUGCAAGGCUGGAAAUUCUGGAAUCCAGUCUUUAAUUGGCUUACUUUGCAUACCAAAUAUGGAAGUUAGGAAAGGCUUGUUGGAAGUGUUAUAUGAGAUAUUCAGGCUUCCUGUGCCCAUUGUAACGCAAGACUUCACUGAAGCCCUUCUAAGUGUUGACCCCGCCAGGUUCCAGGACACCUGGAGACUGUCUGACGGGUUUGUUGCUGCCGAGGCCAAAGUCAUCCUACCCCAUCGGGCCCGCUCUAGGCCUGACCUAAUGGACAACUACCUGGCAUUUGUUCUUUCUGCCUUCAUUUCCAGCGGGCUUUUAGAGGGCCUUGUUGAAGUUGUGACCAGUAGCGAUGACCAGCUUGCUGUCAGGGCCACCAUCCUUCUGGGAGACCUUUUACACAUGGCAAAUACCAUCCUUCCUCAUUCCCAUAGUCACCACUUGCACUGCCUUCCCACUCUCAUCAACAUGGCAGCCUCCUUUGACAUCCCCCAAGAGAAACGACUGCGAGCAAGUGCAGCCGUCAACAAUCUGAAACGUUUCCAUGAGAAGAAGAAGAAAGGUUUGAAACCGCACAGUCUUUAUCUGGACCACAUCAUUCGCAAGUCUGUGUCGUCACAUAACCGCAGAGAUUCACGUGUCCACAAAGACAUCUAUGUCAUUAAGGACACAGAAGAAGCACUGAUGAUGAAUCUGCGAGACAGUCAGAUUCUCAACCACAAGCAGAAUUUGGAGUGGAAUUGGUUGCUUAUUGCCACCAUCCUCAAGUGGCCAAAUGUAAACCUCAGGAACAACAAAGAUGAACAGAUGCACAAGUUUGUUCGGAGGCUGCUGUACUUUUAUAAGCCCAGUAGUAAGUUGUACGCAGGGCUUGCGUUGGAUCACCUAAAGGCCAGACAACUCACUGUGGUUGGCUGUCAGUUUGUUGAGUUCCUCAUGGACUCCGAUGAGGAUGGCCAGGGUUACCUGGAGGACCUGGUGAAGGACAUGGUAUCGUGGCUCUCCUCGUCCUCUGGAAUGAAGCCCGAGCGCUGUCUGCAGAGUAAUGGCCUGCUCACUACACUCAGCCAACACUACUUCCUCUUCCUGGGGACGCUCUCGGCACACCCACAGGGAGUCAAACUACUAGAGAAAUGUGGCCUGUUUCAGUGCCUGCUGAAUCUGUGCUCUGUAAAGAACCAGGAUGCUGUGCUGAAACUCGCUGUAUCCACACUGGACUACAGCAGAGAUGGUCUGGCCAGAGUGAUCCUCUCCAAGAUCCUCACUGCUUCUACUGAUACGUGCAGGCUGUAUGCUACCAAGCACCUCCGCGUGCUGCUGCGUGCAGGCGUGGAGUUCUUCAGUAGCUGGGGCAUGGAGCUGCUGGUCACACAGCUUCACGACCACAACAAAGCUGUGUCCAUGGAGGCCCUGGACAUACUGGAUGAGGCGUGUGAAGACAAGGCCAACCUUCACGCUCUAAUCCAGCUGAAACCAGCUGUGUCCCACCUGGGAGACAAAGGCCUCUUACUGCUCCUCAGGUUCCUGUCCAUUCCUAAAGGUUUCUCCUACCUCAAUGAGAGGGGCUAUGUCAGCAAACAGCUGGAUAAAUGGCAAAAGGAGUAUAAUCUUAAGUAUGUGGACCAGAUAGAGGAGCAGCUCAAUGAAGCACUAACAACUUACCGCAAACCUGUCGAUGGAGACAACUACGUCAGACGCAGCAACCAAAGGUUACAAAGACCAAACGUCUAUCUCCCUGUGCACUUGUAUGGUCAGCUGGUUCACGAUAAGACAGGCUGUCAUUUAUUAGAGGCUCAGAGUGUAGUGCCUGACCUUAGCUACACGAUUCGCUCCCCGAUGCUGGACACCUGGGAGGGCAUCAAACAGCUCAAAGCUGCUCUCUGGGCACUAGGCAACAUUGGCUCUUCAAACUGGGGUCUGAAUCUCCUGCAGGAGGAGAACGUCAUUCCUGAUAUUCUUGCAUUGGCUCAGCACUGUGAGGUGCUGUCAGUGCGAGGGACAUGUGUGUAUGUGCUGGGUGUGAUCACCAAGACCAAGCAGGGCUGUGAGGUGCUAAAACAGUUCGGUUGGGAUGCAGUCAGACACAGUCGCAGGACGCUGUGGCCCGUCACUCCAGACGAAGUGGACACACAGCUGACCUCUGAACUUUCUUCAGUACCGAGCACGCUCAGUCUAAACUCGGAGUCCACCAGCUCCCGCCACAACAGCGAGAGCGAGUCUCAACCAAACAUGUACAUCCUGGAUGAUGACAAGUGUGAUGUUCUGGACCAGUCGGAUGAGACUUCUUUAUACUUACACUCCAAACCAGUCAAAGACCGUAGCCCCUUUACAAUACUGGCCUCUACUCGCUUCGUUCGCACUCGCUUCCUGAACUCCCUGUCUCUCCCCAGCAAGAAACUGCGCUCCACCAGUGACCCCAAGACACCAUCGGGCUCCCGAACCCCCACUGAGCUCAAGACUGGGAGUAUGAGGCGGAACAGGACAGUGACAGAGCCCUCUGUCUACAGCCCAAACCAGGGGGACUUUACCCCUAUCUUUAAUGGCCGAGGAAUGCCAAAGAGUCCAACGGUCAGUCUGGAGACAUCAUUUGUUGGGACAAGAGGGGGCUCAGAGGAGCACUUGGUGGAUGGCAGGCUGUCGAAGGGAGGAGGCUCAGGCCUCGGACUUAGUACUCUCGGAGGCCAGGGGGCUGCAGAGCAACAUAGCCGGGAGAGAGAGCAGAGCAGCCGGGAGCGUCUAGCAGGAGAUGGCGGCUCUUCUAGCGGAGGCAAUGUAGGAGGGGGUGGCGGAGGUACUCAGUUUAAAAGCCGCAGUCAGAGCUUUAACACGGACACCACAACGAGCGGCAUCAGCUCCAUGAGCUCCAGUCCCUCUCGGGAAACCGUUGGUAACCCGGAGCAUCCGGAGGCCGAACCAGAUUCCUCUGACUGCGUGAGCCUCAACACAGUAGUGUCUGCCAAGACUGUCAAAACACUCUCAUCCCUCACCCCCCAGUCACAGACUAACCACAUGUCCACGUCCAAGUCCUCCACUGUCUCUCUGGUACCUCCCGGCUCCUCCCACACCCUCCCCCGCCGGGCUCAGUCUCUCAAGUCCCCCUCAGUGACCACCAUAAAAAGCCUGGCUGAUUGUAGCUUCAUGUACACCAGCCCGAGAGACGCGCUGGGCUACGCUACGCUGAAGAGGCUUCAGCAGCAGAGGAUACACCCAUCUUUGUCUCACAGCGAAGCGCUGGCUUCACCUGCCAAAGAUGUGUUGUUCACAGACACCAUCACUAUGAAGAGCGGCAGUCUCGAUUCCAGACUAACUCCCCGCAGGAUAUCAGAUAGGAGGGUUACCUGUCCAGAACCCAGCGCCGUAAGUUCGUACCGCAGGCUGUCCAGAACACUCGUACCGCGCCUCUCCCCCCGGAUCCUCUCAUGCACCUCUCCUCUUGCCCUCCCUAGGUUUCUGAAAGCUCUGAGUUUUGCCUCUUUGGAUAAAGAAGAGCUACUCAGUCCAAUCAACCAAAGCACCCUGCACCGCUGCUCUUCAGUACGCUCCAUGGUCUCCAGCGUCACCUUCGGAUGUAACGACGACUACAUUGGCCUUGCACUGCCGAUGGACAUCCAUGACAUGUUCCACAUCAGAGACUCUGCCUACUUUCAGCAGAGGAUCAGCCCGCCAUCGGAAGAGCGGAAACGUUUUCUUUUCGGUGAUGGCGAUGGUGAUCGUCCUGCCCUCCCAGUGCUGAAGCAGCAGUUUAGUAUCUCAGAGCUGAUUGUGCACCGAGGAGACACCCCGAACCACAUGGUGGGCUCAGAGGAGACGGGCCUGCAGGUUCACACUGAAGAAAACUGCCUCUACUGCGUGGGAGCGAUCGUCCUUGGAUACCCCACCCAACCACUGAUCAAUAGCACACACUCUCGUACAGAUUUUGUCGACUUUCCAUCAUGGGGAGGCCAGAGCGGCCACCGCCUGGAGGUGAUGCCACAGUCAAAAUUUUCUGGGGUGUCAGGCUGCAGUGAUGCUGCUGUGUCACAAGGUUCAGUCUCUGGCACACCUACACCUGGUGACAUUGUCAUUGGUGGCAAGGCGAUAUCCGAGGACGGCCCCGCCUCUCGAGUCUUACUGAGGAAGGAGGUGCUCCGCCUCAUCAUCAACCUUAGCUCCUCCGUAGGAACCAAAGGCCACGAAACAGGACUACUGACGAUAAAAGAGAAGUUUUCAUAUGCGUUUGAUGACAUUUGCCUGUACUCGGAGGUUUCUCAUCUCUUAUCCCACUGUGCAUUUCGCCUGACCUCAAGACGUUUCAUACAAGAACUUUUCCAGGAUGUGCAAUUUAUGCCAAUGUUUGAGGAAGCAGAAGCAAUCCUGACAAAGCAACCAAAACCUGUUGAAGAGGACGCUGACCCUCCUGAAGAAUCCUGAUCAUCCCAUUUCUCCCCCAUCCCUCCUGCUUUCCCUGCACAGCUGCAGACCCGGCUUCUUAUCACCCUGAAAGGAAGACAAAACUGAAAUAAUAUGAGUUAAGGCUCUGAAGAUGGGGUGGGGCAUUUCGAUGUGUUUCUGGUGGAUUUUAACAGCACCACAGCCAAGGAAAAAGAGGAGAUGGUCAUCAGUCACCUUACAUACGAGCUGGAAACAAAGGACGUCAGCAUCUAUAAACAAAUGUAAUCCGACACACCUAA